Molecule: messenger RNA, 3036 nt
Organism: Poecilia latipinna (sailfin molly)
Lineage: Eukaryota; Metazoa; Chordata; Actinopteri; Cyprinodontiformes; Poeciliidae
Gene: gpc4
Product: glypican 4
Exons: 9
Coding region: 822-2489 (555 amino acids)
Biological process (GO): regulation of signal transduction; regulation of protein localization to membrane; cell migration
Cellular component (GO): extracellular region; cell surface; plasma membrane
Source: RefSeq, a predicted model, not a curated record
CCCUCAGCUCCAGUCCUGGUUUUCAGCACCGGCGAUUCUUCUUCUUGUCUAGACAGAAAGCAGGCGGACCGAGGCCAGCCGGGAGAAUCCCUGCUCCGUACUCCAGCCCCGGUGUUCCCGCUCUCCGGCUCUUUGUCCCCGGAACUCGCUCUCACUCCUGGCCGUCCACCGGGGCUUUUUUUUUUUUUUUUUUACUCGCAUCUGGAUCCCAGUACGAGUCGCAAACAGCCCAGCGUCCUGUGCCGCAGAAACCACGGCGUCUUUAAAUUUGGGAAAGAAAGCAAGAAAAGAAGACGAAGAAAAAGGGAAGACAGAAGAAACGCAGCUCUCCUCCGGCAACUUUCUGCGGUCUGCUGUCCUCCCGUGGUUUAUCCGUUCGUCGAAGCCGUGAAGCAGUUUGUGUGAGACUGUGAUUGUUGCCUCAAGUUGGAGAGAAAGUUUUUUUUUUCUGCUCGCUGUUUUCGCACAUAAGUUUCCCCCCCCCUGUCGAGUCUGGAACUUGAUACUUAACUAAUACCUGUUGCUUUUAAACGUGCGACGUUUUAACAGGGUUUAGGCUUUUUUUCCCGGCGUUUUUUCUUUUUUCUCUUUUCUUUUCUGGCUCCCAAAUUGUUGCUGCAGAGCUGGCCUCGGAGCUGCUGUGAAUGAAGUUUCUGUUGAGCUGAAGAAAUCUCCAUGAGGAAACUCAGCCUGAGAGACGCAAAAACUUUGCCUUAACUAACAAACACACAAGACACCUGGGAGGCUGUCUACCUAUUUUGAGUUUUAAUUUUUACGGCUUUUAUUUUUAAAAAAACAUUUAUAUAUUUUUUAACCUUAAAAUGAAGACGCUGUCGGUGCUGUGUGUAGUCUGCACGCUGGCUGUGUUGACCGUGUCGGGAACCUCGGAACCAAAGUUGAAAAACUGUAACGAAGUUCGGGAGGCUUUCACCUCCAAAGGCUUCAACAUGAACGAUGCCCCCAACAAAGUGGUCAACGGAGCGCCGCUGAAGGUGUGUCCGCAGGGUCUCUCCUGCUGCACGGCCGAGAUGGAGGACAAGCUGAGCCAGCAGAGCCACACGGAGAUCAAAGCUCCCGUGUCCCGGCUUAGCACCACCCUACAAUCCACCUUCAAACAGAGACACGACCACUUUGACAAGUUCUUUAAGGAGCUCCUGAAAAACUCCCAAACGUCGCUGCACAACAUGUUUGUGCGGACCUACGGGAUGAUGUACAUGGACAACGCCCAACUGUUCACGGACUUCUUCACCUCGCUGACCCGCUACUACGUCUCCGGCAGCUCCGCCGUCAACCUGGAAUCCAUGCUGUCGGACUUCUGGGCCGACCUCCUGGAGAGGAUGUUCCGGCUGGUCAACGUCCAGUACGAGUUCAGCGACGCCUACAUGGAGUGCGUGAGCCAGCACACAGAGCAGCUGCAGCCCUUCGGCGACGUCCCGCGCAAGAUGCGGAUCCAGAUGACGCGAGCCUUCGUGGCCGCGCGCACCUUCGUGCGAGGCCUCUCCCUCAUGCCAGACGUGGUGAAUAAGGUGUCCACGGUCAGCGCAUCUCCCAGCUGUGUUCGAGCAGCCACGAAGAUGUUGUACUGUCCCUACUGCUCCGGCCAAGUGGCCCUGAAGCCCUGCCAGAAUUACUGUCUGAACGUGAUGCGGGGGUGUUUGGCUAACCAGGCUGACCUGGACACGGAGUGGAACAACUUCCUUGAUGCCAUGCUGGGCCUGGCCGACAGGCUCGAAGGGCCCUUCAACUUUGAGUCCGUCAUGGACCCCCUCGACGUCAAGAUCUCAGAGGCCAUCAUGAACAUGCAGGAGAACAGCGUGCAAGUCUCGCAGAGGGUCUUCCAGGGAUGUGGGACGCCAAAACUCAACAAGGCCUUCCGCUCCAAACGGUCAGGGAAGGAAACGGGCUUCACUGGCCGCUUCCGGCCCUACAGUCCAGAAGCGAGACCGACGACCGCCGCCGGGACCAGUUUAGAUCGGCUGACAACAGAAGUGAAGAAGAAGCUGAAACACGCAAAGAAGUUCUGGUCGACGUUGCCAGAGACGGUGUGUGCAGGGGAACUGACCGCACCUGGCGACGAGUGCUGGAACGGUACAGCCAAAAGCAGAUACCAAUCAGAUGUGAUUGGCAACGGGCUGGCCAAUCAGGUUUCGAACCCUGACGUUGAGGUGGACAUUACCAAACCAGACAUCGUGAUUCGCACCCAGAUUGCGGUUUUAAAGGACAUGACGAACCGACUGAAAGCGGCGCACAGUGGAAACGACGUGACUUUUGAACCAGUGGAUUAUACUAGCGGAGACGGCGAGAGCGGCAGCGGCUGUGACUCCCCGUCGUGUGGCGAGGACGACAUCUACAUCUCCACCGCGCAGAACCCGGAGAAGCCCAGGGUCAAUACGGUGCAAAAAGACUCAUCGUCGGCGUCCUCACGGGGAAGCCUGGCGCUGGCGCUCUGGGGGCUGGCCCUGGCCCUGCUCGCCCCCCACUGGAGAUAAAAGACCAUCAGAACGGGAGAGGAAGAGAAGAUCGACCAGGAUUACAAGAAUGAAGGGGAACCCUGUCAGAGAGACUUUAAAAAGACUUGCCUUCAGGACCUCAGACUGGGGCGGAUGAGGGAGGGGGGAGGGAGACUCUUCUUGAUAUUACAAUAACUUCACUAUUAACUAUUUGUAUGUUUGUAAGUGCAUCAGUGUAUGGCAGGGGGAUUUUUAGUCUGAAAAAUCCACCUGUUUUACCCCCCCACCUCGCAAUUUCAUAAACUUCCUUUAGGUUCUGCUUGCAGCGUUACAGACAUAUAGCAAAUAGUGUCUUUUUAUUUUCUCCCCAGCGAUAUCAAUAACAGUUAAUGAUUGGUUGAACAAGAAGUGCCUGUAUUGAGGCAUCUUCAUAUUUCUGAUGAUGUUCCUGCUACCCAUCACUCAUGGAUCAUUCAUACAACAUGCAAACUGUGAAUUAUUCUGGAUAAUCAGCCUGUCAAAUCAUGAUUUUUUUUUUACUCAAGCACUCAUCACUCAGAAAUACAAGAAGAUGUUGCAACACAGG